CUUCUGUUUCAUUCUCUGCUUGGACAGUAAGCUCACCUCCCCUCUCUCUCCUCGCUUUCCUCACGCUACUGCAGGGUGGGAGAUGCAACAAUGGCCUUGAGAACAGCAGGAAGUGUGUUGGUGGUCUUUCUCUGGUCUGUAGCAGGUGUUCUGGGACAAAAUACUGUGAUGAGUGUCUGUACCUUAAAGGGGUCAUCAGUGGACAUGCGCUGUCCUAUUCCCAGUGUGACCCAAGUCACAGAGAUAGUCUGGUAUAACAAACGGUUGAAUGGUAAGCCUUAUGAUCUGAGAAGGGACCCUAAUUAUGAAGGUCGUGUGGAGUACCAUGGAACUACAGAGAAGGACUGCAUCCAGAAAAUCACAGACCUGAGACAGAGAGACAUAACAACAUAUUACUUCAGAUAUAAAACAAACCAGUAUUCAGAAUGGACAUAUUCAUAUGGAUUCCCUCUCAGUCUCACAGAUCUAAAGGUGGAGAGGAUAUAUGACAACAAACUGACAUGUAAAACCACCUGUACUCUGACUGGUAACCCCACAUACAUCUGGUACAAGAAUGGACAACAUCUAGAUGAGAGCACCUCCCCCCAAUACAAAGACCCAGUCUCCAGUAACUAUGUAGACAGCUUCUCCUGUGCUGUAAAAGGCCAUGAGGAUCUCCGCUCUCCUGCAGUGUGUGCUCAGGGUCACAACUGCUGGAGAGUGACUUACACCAAGAGGAGAAUCUGUGUCUUGAAGGGCUCCAAAGUGGACAUAUCCUGCUCUUACACUCAUCCCACUAGUUACAUAGAACAAGGUUCAUUCUGGUUUACACAGAAACACCCUGUAGAUCUCAGUUCAUAUCCAGAGUAUGCAGGUCGUGUGGAGUACAAUAGAAACACAGAGAACCACCACACCAUGACAAUAACACACCUGACAGAGAAGGACUCUGCUGAAUACAAAUUCAGAUUAACAACAACAGAUGAGGGGAGAUUUUCUGGCCUUCCUGGUGUGAUGUUGACUGUCACAGAUAAUAGUCCACCUACAGUUAGUACUGUAAUAGGACAAGUCUAAUCACAUGACAAGUCUGUCUGGAGUCAAAUAUGACUGAUGUUUCCUCUUAGAUAUCCUGUUGGAGAUGGAUCCUACGUCUGUGUCUGAGGGGGAGAGAGUCACACUGAGAUGUAGAACCCAUUGUACAGUCGCUCUCAACCCCACCUACAUCUGGUACAAGAACGGACAACGUCUAAACAACCCAAUCACCAGUUAUAACAGUCUGAUCCUAGACCCAGUCACCAGUUAUAACAGCCUGAUCCUAGACCCAGUCACCAGUUAUAACAGCCUGAUCCUAGACCCAGUCACCAGUUAUAACAGCCUGAUCCUAGACCCAGUCACCAGUUAUAACAGCCUGAUCCUAGACCCAGUCACCAGUUAUAACAGUCUGAUCCUAGACCCAGUCAUCAGUUAUAACAGCCUGAUCCUAGACCCAGUCAGCAGUGAGGAUGCAGGGAACUACUCCUGUGCUGUAAAAGGCUUAGAGAGAAUCCUCUCUCCAGAAGAGACUCUCACUGUCAGAUAUGGUCCAAGGAACACCUCAGUGUCAGUCAGUCCCUCUGGUGAAAUAGUGGAGGGCAGUUCAGUGACUCUGACCUGCAGCAGUGAUGCCAACCCACCUGUGGACAAAUACACCUGGUACAAGAAGAAUGGAGGUCACUAUCAGUUAUACUAUGUGAACACAGGACCACAUCUUGUCUUCAACCAUAUCCAGUCAUCUGACACUGGAGAGUACUACUGUGAGGCCUGGACUGGGAUUAAAACAGAGAGGUCUGAGUCAAUCAACAUUGAUGUGAAAUACGCUCCAAGGAACACCUCAGUGUCAGUCAGUCCCUCUGGUGAAAUAGUGGAGGGCAGUUCAGUGACUCUGACCUGCAGCAGUGAUGCCAACCCACCUGUGGACAAAUACACCUGGUACAAGAAGAACGUAACCUCAGCAAAAGCAUCAGGACAGAGUUACAGCAUCACUAACAUCAUCUCUGAGGACAGAGGAGAAUACUACUGUGAGGCAGAGAAUAAAUAUGGACGUCUCAACUCUUCUUCUGCGUCUGUGGACGUUCAGUAUGGUCCAAAGAACACCUCAGUAUCAGUCAGUCCCUCUGGUGAAAUAGUGGAGGGCAGUUCAGUGACUCUGACCUGCAGCAGUGAUGCCAACCCACCUGUGGACAAAUACACCUGGUACAAGAAGAACGUAACCUCAGCAAAAGCAUCAGGACAGAGUUACAGCAUCACUAACAUCAUCUCUGAGGACAGAGGAGAAUAUUACUGUGAGGCCCAGAAUGGAAGAGGAUCUAUGAACUCUACAGCUCUGAUGAUCAUUGUAGCAGGGAAACAGACCUCAGCUGUUCCUGCAGCUGUACGAAUCACAGUGGUUGUUCUGGUUCUCAUCCUCUGUCUCUCUGGACUCAUGUGUUUCAGGAAGAAGGCCUCCAAAUCCCCCUCUGUCACAAGAGUCAUAGCAGACCAUGGACAGGGAGACUCUAGUCCAGGUAAUGACAACAUCUCAGACAUGGCCAUGAUCCCUACUGCAGCACAGACAGCGGCCACAGACGACCAGGAUGAUGUUCACUACGCCAGCGUCCACUUCUCUCGCUCCAAAAACCAGGAAGUGCCUCUGUACUCCACCGUCCAGCUGCCUCAGCCCCAGAAAGAGGAUGAGGAUGUCCAGUACGCUGCUCUGAAAUUCAACCUCCCAGUGCUGCCACCCGGAGAGAAUAUUCUGCAUUAAGCACAAGCAGCUGAGGAGGACUCCUCUGUUCUCUACAGUACAGUCAACAAACCCAGAACCAAGAAGACCUGAACACAACAAACCCAGAACCAAGAAGACCUGAACACAACAAACCCAGAACCAAGAAGACCUGAACACAACAUCCCCAGAAAGAAGAAGACCUGAACACAACAAACCCAGAAAGAAGAAGACCUGAACACAACAAGUUUGACAAAAACCUUGUAUAUCUUGACCUGUAUAUUUAAACUAAGUGACAGAAGGCCUGUGGAGGUGUGGAAUAUUGACCAUAAUAAACUGGGUGGUUUGAGCCUUGAAUGCUGAUUAGCUGAAAGGCGUGGUAUACCAGACCGUAUACCAUGGGUAUUUAAAUUUGUAUUUACUGGUCUAAGUACAUUGGUAACCAGUUUAAAAUAAUGCACCUCGGGGUUUGUGGUAUGUGGCCAAUAUACCACGGCUGCAUCAAAGCACUCCGCGUUGUGCAUAAGAACAUCCCUUAACGGUAGUAUAUUGGCCAUAUACCACACCUCCUCUGGCCUUAUUGCUUGAGUUUAUCAUGGCAUUUAAAUUGGUUAACAACAUAAAUAGAACAGUAAACAAUUAUUUUUACGUCAUACCCGUGGUAUAUUGUCUGAUAUACAGUAUAGACUUCUGAAAUUCUGUUUCAGCCAAUCAGCAUCCAGGACCCAAACUACCCAGUUUAUAAUAGUAUAUAGUAAUAUAUGCCAUCUAGUAGACACUUUUAUCCAAAUUCACUGUCAUUACAGUCAUGUUUGAAUACAUUUGUUGUAUGUGAAGUCCCAGCAGGAAUUGAACCAAUGCGUCAUGCUGUACCAAUGGAGCCACAGGACUACUGUAUUCACACUUAGAGUAGGAGUUCUGAUCUAGGGUCAGUUAUGACUUUGAAACAAUGAUGAAUAAGAAAAGGACCUUAACAUUUUGAAAAUAUAUUUUUAAGUUGAAAAAUAUUGUAUUUCUGACCUAGGCAACCUUGAGUUGCAGUUGUUACAGUGCAUUCGGAAGGUAUUCAGACCUCUUGACUUUUUCCACAAUUGGUGAUGUUUCAAACUUGAUUGAUGAAAUUUGAUGAAAUUGUUUUCUUUCCUCAUCAAUCUCCACACAAAACCCAAUAAUGAUAAAGCAAAAAAGGGUUUUAGAAAUUUUGCGAAUGUAUAAAAACAAAAAACUGCAAUAUCAAAUUUACAUAAAUAUUCAGACCCUUUAAUCAGUACUUUGUCGAAGCACCUUUGGUAGCGAUUACAGCCUCGAGUCUUCUUGGGUGUGACGCUACAAGCUUGACACACCAGUAUUUGGGGAGUUUCUCCCAUUCUUAUCUGCAGAUUCUCUCAAGCUUGGUCACGUUGGAUGGGGAGAGUCGCUGCACACAUAUUUUCAGGUCUCUCCAGAGAUGUCCGAUCAUGUUCAUGUCCGGGCUCUGGCUGGGCCACUCAAGGACAUCGAGAUUUCUCCCGAAGCCACUCCUGCGUUGUCUUGGCUGUGUGCUUAGGGUCCUUGUCCUAUUGGAAGGUUGAACCUUCGCCCCAGUCUGAGGUCCUGAGCCCUUUGGAGCUGGUUUUUAUCAAUGAUCUCGGUUCAUCUGCUCCGUUCAUCUUUCCCUCGAUCCUGGCUAGUCUCCCAGUCCCUGCCGCUGAAAAACAUCCCCACAGCAUGAUGCUGCCACUGCCAUGCUUCACCUUUGGGAUGGUGCCAGGUUUCCUCCAGACGUGAUGCUUGGCAUUCAGGCCAAAGAGUUCAAUCUUGGUUUCAUCAGACCAGAUAAUCUUGUUUCUCAUGGUCUGAGAGUCUUUAGGUGCCUUUUGGCAAACUCCAAGCAGGCUUUCAUGUGCCAUUUACUGAGGAGUGGCUUCCGUCUGGCCACUCUAUCAUAAAGGCCUGAUUGGUGGAGUGCUGCAGAGAUGGCUGUCCUUUUCGAAGGCUCUCCCAUCUCCAAAGAGGAACUCUGGAGCUCUGUCAGAGUGACCAUCGGGUUCUUGGUCACCUCGCUGACCAAGGCUCUUCUGGGGCCAGCUCUAGGAAGAGUCUUGGUGGUUCCAAACUUCUUCUAUUUAAGAUUGAUGGAGGCCACUGUGUUCUUGGACCUUCAAAAAUGCAGAAAUGUUUUGGUACCCUUCCCCAGAUCAGUGCCUCAUCACAAUCCUGUCUCGGAGUUCUAGAGACAAAUCCUUCGACCUCAUGAUUUUUGCUCUGACGUGCACUGUCAACUGUGGGACCCUAUAUAGAUGGGUGUGUUCCUUUCCAAAUCAUGUCCAAUCAAUUGAAUUUACCACAGGUGAACUCCAAUCAAGUUGUAGAAGCAUCUAAAGGAUGAUUCAUUGAAACAGGAUGCAGCUGAUUUCAAUAUCGAGUCUCAAAGCAAAAUGUCUGCAGACCUUUCUAAAAACCUGUUUUUGUUUUGUCAUUAUGGGAAUAGAAUGGUAUAUUUGUAUUUAAUCUAUUUUAAAAUAAGGCUGUAACGUAACUACAUUUUUUUUAAAGUCAAGGGGUCUGAAUACUUUCCCAAUGCAUUGUAUAUAAUUAUAUAUAUUUUAUGUGUUUCUGAAACAAUCAUCAAACUUGGGAGACUUUUGCUUCAACGUCCAGGAAAGAGUUCUGCUUGAUGCACCGUUUCUUAAUGCUUUUAUCAAAUGUUUGUUUUUGUAAACUGUGU
Molecule: messenger RNA, 5423 nt
Organism: Salvelinus fontinalis (brook trout)
Lineage: Eukaryota; Metazoa; Chordata; Actinopteri; Salmoniformes; Salmonidae
Product: B-cell receptor CD22-like
Exons: 12
Coding region: 1115-2758 (547 amino acids)
Source: RefSeq, a predicted model, not a curated record